AUGUGUUUUUGAGGUUAUAAUCUUACACAAUUCAGACUUUAGACUUUGAGCCACGUCAAGGAUUCUGAUAAAAAUAAUAUAUAGGCUGACACUUAAUUAAAAAUAAUUAAACAGGAAUAGUUGCACAUUCAUAUCUUUUUCGAGCAAGAAUGGCGCGUGUUCUUGUAGGUGUAAAAAGAGUAAUAGACUAUGCAGUUAAGAUUCGUGUCAAACCAGAUAAGUCUGGAGUGGUUACGGAUGGCAUCAAACACUCGAUGAAUCCUUUCGAUGAGAUAGCUAUAGAGGAAGCAGUUAGAAUGAAAGAAAAGAAAAUUGCCCAAGAAGUGAUAGCGGUCAGCUGUGGACCGGCUCAGUCCCAGGAUACAAUCAGGACUGCCCUUGCCAUGGGUGCAGACCGUGGAAUUCAUGUUGAAAUAUCUGGCCCUGAUUAUCAAACAUUGCAGCCCAUUCAUAUCUCAAAGAUACUGGCAAAAUUGGCGCAAGAUGAGAAAGUGGAUUUGAUAAUAGUCGGUAAACAAGCUAUAGAUGAUGAUAACAAUCAGACCGCACAAAUGACAGCUGGUGUCUUGGACUGGCCAUCUGGAACGUUUUGCAGCAAGGUUGAGAACAACAACGGUGAAUUGACUGUUACACGUGAAAUUGAUGGUGGAUUAGAGGUCAUCAAGAUGAAAACUCCUGCAGUUUUGAGCGCUGAUCUUCGCUUGAACGAACCACGUUACGCGACUUUACCAAAUAUCAUGAAGGCUAAGAAAAAACCCAUCAAGAAAGUUACUCCGAAAGAUCUCGGAGUAGAUGUAACGUCGAGAAUUGAAAUACUCUCUGUAGAAGAACCGCCAGUUAGACAAGCUGGUGCCAUAUUACCAGAUGUCGAUACCUUGAUAGGUAAAUUGAAAGAAGGCGGCCACGUUUAGCCGAUUCUCUCUUCUAGGGUAAUGGAAAUUAAUGAUCAAGUAUUGUUUUGAACUGUUUAAGCUUUGAUUUAUUUUGAUAACUCUUUUUGUAUAUAGCAUAAUAGUUUUGUACAUUAUCAGAAAUUGUAUAUGAUAUUUCAAUAAAUUUAUACUAUGCAAAUG
Messenger RNA from Nylanderia fulva, 1073 nucleotides. RefSeq names its product Electron transfer flavoprotein beta subunit (gene Etfb). Gene Ontology annotation, molecular function: electron transfer activity. Gene Ontology annotation, biological process: fatty acid beta-oxidation using acyl-CoA dehydrogenase; amino acid catabolic process. Lineage: Eukaryota; Metazoa; Arthropoda; Insecta; Hymenoptera; Formicidae. The record is from RefSeq and is a predicted model, not a curated record. Gene Ontology annotation, cellular component: mitochondrion.